Dermacentor silvarum is the source of this 1192-nucleotide messenger RNA. RefSeq lists its product as uncharacterized. Bases 83 to 1192 code for a protein of 369 amino acids. Lineage: Eukaryota; Metazoa; Arthropoda; Arachnida; Ixodida; Ixodidae. The record is from RefSeq and is a predicted model, not a curated record. The transcript is spliced from 7 exons.
AGAGCUCGUGCGUCUGCCUAACGUUGUGCCGUUGAGCUCAGACGGAUUUGCUCCGUUCUACUCUACUUUCCCAGAAGGAAAGAUGUCCGAGCACAGCCGCAAGAGACCCAAGAGUGCGCAAGGCCAGAAAGCGGGGGCGCAAAACGCCGAUCCCGCAGCGGCCGAGCCCGUGUCGACCAAGCCCGGAGCGUCGGCUUCGCACCCACAGGCUGGUUCCCUCCCGGGUGCGGAGCGCAGCCCCUUUCGCACUAUGAAAAGUCCUGUCUUAAAAGGUCCUGGCUCCAAAGGUCCUGGCUCCAAAGGUCCUGGCUCCAAAGGUCCUGGCUCCAAAGGUCCUAGCGCCAAAGGUCUUGGCGUCGAUGUUCCUGGCGUCAAUGUUCCUGGCAGCAAGAGCCCCAUGUUUUCCGUCACAAGCCACGGCGCCACUAGCGACAAAGCCGCCUGGAGUACCGUUGCGGCCUGCGGUACUCUCGCAAUCUUGAGUCCAUCAUUGAUGAGCCCGGGGUCCGCGGAAAGUCCAAAAGCACUUAUCCAAGAGCCAGCUGUCGACAUCCCCGAGAUCAUGCGUUUUCCGCCGCUGCUGGUGCUGUCACCCGAGGAGCAGGCCCGGCGGGACGAGCGCUGGCGUCGCCGCACCCGGCUCAACCUGGUCUUCUUCGUCCUCGCGUCGGUGGGAGGCCUGGCGGUGCUGGCGGCGCUGUGGAUGUGGCUGCCGCAGCUUGUGCUCGUGAUCUGGCCGCCUACCAGCAACGCGCCCAUGGGCAACUUCAGCCGCUGGGCAGUCGUCACCAUCAAGGAGUGCGCCGGCGUGCCAAGGCGAGUGUUCGCGCAAAGUGGAACCAUAGGCGACGCGGCGGUGGCCCUGACGUUGUGCACCUGCGUCGCCCUGCCCAUCCACUGCGGCCUCGGAGGUGGCGUCAUGGCGCUCUACUACAACAACGGUGCGAGCACCGGCGUGGAAGGCGACUCCUCUCCCGUUUCCCUCUCGCGCAACCGCCACAGAAGGAGAGGGCGGCGAGAGAAGAGGGCAGUUCCCGAGACAGCAGAUGCCCUUCGCAUCGGCGCCUUUGUAUCGGCGAUGAAAGGCCGGCCACCACCGACCGCCAACCACCAUGAAAACUGGCAAUCCUCGAGGCUGGUCAGAUUAACGCUCACGCUGGCCUCUGUGUUAGUGCACCGUCAGUGCAUCUGA